Penaeus indicus is the source of this 533-nucleotide messenger RNA. RefSeq lists its product as uncharacterized. The transcript has 4 exons. NCBI's taxonomy places the organism in Eukaryota, Metazoa, Arthropoda, Malacostraca, Decapoda, Penaeidae. The record is from RefSeq and is a predicted model, not a curated record. The coding region runs from base 105 to 533 and encodes 142 amino acids.
CUCGUGGCGUAUUUGCCUUCCGUAAAACCUCUCCCAUUACUGUAAUUAAACGGGGUAUAGAGCCGACAUUUCUCUGCAUAGCAACUGGACAGUGAUUCGCCGUGAUGUGGCUGACGAGCAUAGCAGUGACCGUGGCGGUGACAUUGGUGCUGGUGUAUUCCCCGGAGGUCCACGCUGCCACGCUGGAUUCGAACCAGCUGAGAGAGGAACCACACGAAUAUGGAGUAAACAGGCAUCGUAGAACACUGGCGCCUGAUACUUUUGCAUCACCUGGGAAUAUCGUGUACAGCGUGGUCGGCUUCAUCAUGGCCGGGUCGCUCCUCUUCGUCAACCUGUUCGACCCCUUCCGCGUCGCCGUCAUCCAUUUCUUCGACGCCGCCUUCGGGCCGAGGACGGAGAGGCGGCGAAAGCGGGAGGCGGGGGCGGCGGCGGCGGCGCACAAGGGCCUCGAAGUUUACGUGGCCGAGGCCUUCGAUACCCUGGUGGCUUCCGUGGACAAGCUGGAAGCCCUGGCCGGCAGCGUGGAGGAGUAG